Suillus clintonianus is the source of this 561-nucleotide messenger RNA. RefSeq lists its product as uncharacterized. The transcript has a single exon. The record is from RefSeq and is a predicted model, not a curated record. NCBI's taxonomy places the organism in Eukaryota, Fungi, Basidiomycota, Agaricomycetes, Boletales, Suillaceae. The annotation marks the transcript as partial.
AUGUCGGUAGUUAGUCCAACGGCGCUAUGGACCGAAACCGCAGAACCAUUACCAUCACCCCCUGCCUCUGAAUUUCUCAAUAUCGAAGCAAUCGAAACCAUUCGUUCGCGUCCGGAUCUCUUUCGUGUUGAUACUCCGAUCAACGUCGAUGUCUUUCAAUCUAUGUUGGAGAAUGCAGGCCACCCGAAUCCUAACUUCUACCACUCUGUGUGCGCUGGUCUAUGCCAAGGGUUCUGGCCUUGGGCAGACACGCAUUACGGGGAAUAUCCCUCCACGUGGGAGGAAUCUACUCCCAUUCCUUCUGUUCCUCAAGAGCGGGAAUUUCUACACGAACAAAUCGAAAAGGAGGUUCGCGUUGGGCGAUACUCAUCAGACUUCGGUCCGGGGUUGCUACCUGGGAUGUACUCUAUGCCCAUACACGCAGUACCGAAAGAUGGAGGAAAGUAUCGACUCGUUACCAACCAUAGCGCAGGUUCUUUUUCUCUCAACUCCAUGAUCGCUAAGGCAGAUAUCGCUGGAGUUACGUUGGACAACGUCCAGCAUCUAGGUAAUGCGCUACGA